GAAAAUUUAUUUUUCCCGAAAAUAUUAUUAUUGUUUUGUAUUUUUUAUUGUUUUUUUUUUUGUUACAAACUAAAUAUUCAAUACUAUAUGUUCUAGUUCAGAGUGGAUAGCGUUCUUAAUGAGAACAUGUUGCUGUAUUUGUUGUAACAUUCAGAAAGUAUGAAGAUUAAAUCAAAACCAGCAAUAUGACUCAAAAGAAGAGAAGCACAUCUAGGAGUUGUCUUAUACUGAUUGCAUGGCUGUGCACUGCAGUUCCUACUGAUGCCCAAUCUAUAACGUGGAACAACACUUAUGAACAGAUGAUAGCAUCACCUACUAAGUCAGUGUUGGUGCAUGGUCAAGACUCCAUGAUACUCACCAGUAAAGUCAAUGUCGCUGGACCCAAUCAUACCAUGGACAGAGCUCACUUUGAAAUUAAACAACAUAGAUCACAUUAUGUCACGCUCUGCUACGUCGACCUAUCAAACUGUGGCGGUUACGAAGUCAGCAACUGCUACUGUCAUGCCACCAAUGAGAGAAAUGUUGUUAGUGUCGUCCUUAAUCUAACAGCCGACAAGUACUUCAGCGAAGCUUUUCUUCAAGGCACAAUCUAUCACUUUGAAAUCAAAAUCAAAAGCAAGGAAUUAAAACUCCCCUAUAUACUCGAUUUAUCCCAUCCUGGAAUACACGUAUACAUCAACGACAAAAUAGACCAGCUUGACCUUUGUAACAAGACAUUGAAUCAGACAACUGCUUUGAUUGUGUUGGAAAAGGCAGACAACGAACUUCAUUACUCGUUUUCGCUUCAAGACAAGAAAACAUCUGUCUAUCUUAGAAACGCUACCAACUUCCUGUUCCUUGUUGUGGAAAUCAAAGAAGAAACAGUGUUUACAAUAGCGUAUCACAUAUUUGAGAAUCCCAAAAUAAGAACAAGUAUUGAAUGCACUGUCAGACUUCUUCUACCAGAAACAGAGGGUGCUGAUGAAAUCAAAAAUAUAAUCAUUAUAAUUGUCCCCUGUGUAGUUGUAAUAGUCGUAAUUGUGGAAAUACUCAAGAUAUUUUUGUGGAAAACUAGACGUCAACAAUUUCGGAUAAAACCCCCAAGAAGUAGAGGUGUGUUUAAAAAAAAAUGUCUACUUGAAUUUAGCUUGGUGUCAGACACAAACACAAAUGAAAUACGAAACAAGAAAUCUAGUGACAAUGAGGGUGACGUAGAACCUGAACUACAUCCUUUGACCGAGACGAGAACAGAACAAAAAAAUAUAAUGGAAAGUGUGGAGGUCACUGAUAAAGGCCAAGUAAAAGUAGUUAGAGAGAUGGUCAGGGACAGAGUGAGUUGUGUCACACCUGUGCUUGAUUCCCCUGUAGGUGUGACACUACCCUCAGAAAUACUGACCAUAAUCAAAGAUAUCGGGAAUGUAGAAGAUAAAAAGAAAGUUGGAAAUCUUAAGCAGGAACCCACGGCACAUAAUUCUAUAAAUGAAUUGAUUGACUUUCAAUUGGACCUGAUGGUAAUUUUGUCUAUAAACAAAGUAAGUGACAGAAGACCAGAAACGUGGCCAGGAUCUGUCAUCCAUUAUCCUAGCCAUCACUCCUCUAAUAACAAUGUCAAUAGCGGCUUAAGAACUGGAAUCGGCAGGAUCGUCAGCGUAAACUUAAAAGAGCAUGAUGGGAAAACGAAGUAUCAACGAUCAACAAACGAAUCUCCAAUAUCAGUUGAGAUCAAUGUGUAUACAUCGCGACAUGUUGUCUUUGAUGACGAGGAAGCAAAGCAAACCGAUGUAACUUUGAUGAUCGAAGGUUCUAAAAUUCCUGGUGCUGUCCUUAAAGGGAAAUGUGUCCGCAUGGCUAAUAUUCUACAGAAUUGGACACUGUUUACUUGCGUUUCCAAUACCAUAGAAAUAUUUACAUCCCUGCACGAGAGAGUGGACACAUUUAAUAAAGAAUGGUCAAACAUUAAUAAGAAUAAUUAUUUUUUUAACAUUAUAAAUGAAUAUGGAUACUUUGUUUCUGUCGGAGAGAGGUCAAUAGACUCAAUGGUAAAGGCGAACUUUACUAAACUUUUAGAUAUCUAUAAGAAAGACAAAUUCGAAAAGAAGAAGUAUUAUACUUUAAACACCCAGUUCAACAAUGAAAACGUAGCCAUCUAUGUGGAGAGAACCAGUGAAAGCCUUAUCUGCGGGCUCCCGGUAGAAAUCAAACUUACAUUUUCUCCAGACUUUGAAAACGAGAAAUGGAUAAUUGGCUCAAUUCCACUAGUAAUUAAAAACCUAAGUAUUCAAGACAAAGAAGAAUAAAAGAGAUUGAGAACUUAUUGUAAAGAGAAAAUAAAUAUGAGAGAGGUUAGAGAAAAGUGAAAGUUUCUUAUUAGAUAGAAAGUAAUUAAGGUGAGAAAGUUUAAUUAUAAAAAGAGAAAGUAAAAAAAGUAUACGAAGGAGCUUACGAGAGCUUAGUUAGAGCUUAGUAGAGAGCGAAAGAAAGGAGCUGAGAGAUAGAGAGAGAGAGAGAGAGA
Molecule: messenger RNA, 2491 nt
Organism: Biomphalaria glabrata
Lineage: Eukaryota; Metazoa; Mollusca; Gastropoda; Planorbidae
Exons: 12
Coding region: 186-2276 (696 amino acids)
Source: RefSeq, a predicted model, not a curated record